CAAAUGCCAACAUGAGGGCUUGCGAUUGUAUCACAGAGCCUCCGUUAUUUGAUCUACCCCCACCGCCGGAUCCUUCAUUGAUUUGGCAUUUAAUAUCAGAUGAAAAAUUUGAGCCGGCUGAACAAUGUUCAUCAAAUCAAUUUGUGAGCAUAUCGGAUAUUGGAACCAUCUACGACUCAGAGGAUACUCAACAACUUGCCGCCAAUAUUUUGAUUGCCGUUGCUGCUCUUUCAGUUUUAUUACUCUUUUUCGUUUGUGUCGCAGUAAUUGGCCGCAUCCGGAGGAGACGACGCCUGAACUCGGACGCAUCUAAGAAAAUGUCAAGUGAUUCGAUUUUGACUGCUGGGGAGCAUUUAUGGACGUAUAACUCUAUGAAGCAACCAAUAAACGGUGGACCACCAGCAGUGCUAAUGUACUCGAAUCAGUCAAAUGCUGGAAGUCGACUAUUCCAUCAUACGCCAACUACAAUGAGAUCAUAUGUAGUUGGUUCAGGAACUCCGAUAAUGGGAUCACAACAUAUACCAAUUCGACAUUCCGAAUCUACAACGUUACGAUUGAAUCCAGGAGAUGGAUGUUCAGCAUAUCAUACAGUUUCUGUUAGCAGGCAGAAUGGAUGUCCACCAUCUGAAGUUUACGAAGAGAUUGCACCUAUUGGUACAAUGGGACAUGUUGGAUAUAUGACAACGCGACCAAAUAUGGGCAAUAUGACUCCAAUGAAUAAUAUGAAUAAUCGAAUGUCACUUCGAAAACCUCCACCAACAUGCCGUCCACCUCAACCUCCACAAAGUCCUGUACCAAGUGAUGGAAGUUAUGAAAUUACUCGAAUAACUGGAACAUCAUCUGAUUCUCCACGUGAUCGACAAUGGAAUGAAGAUGGCAGAGAAAGUGGUUAUGGUACAGCUCCAAGUUUACAAUGGAAGAGCCCAUCUGGAAGUGCUCGUUUAGAAGCUGAAGCUGCUGCUCGGGCUAUGACCUACGUGUAAUAUUAUUUCACUUUUAUGCCAAUUUCUUACUGUUUUUGUACUGGUGGUUUUUAGUUUUUAAUUCUACUUCAAAAGUUACGGGUUUAUAUGUUUCCGAUGGACCAAAGAUCCUUGUCUUUCAUGUUUCUAGUCAUUUAAAUUUAUUUUGUAUGUAAAUAAAUCGAUUUAAUUUU
Molecule: messenger RNA, 1156 nt
Organism: Caenorhabditis elegans
Lineage: Eukaryota; Metazoa; Nematoda; Chromadorea; Rhabditida; Rhabditidae
Gene: F58H1.5
Product: Conserved plasma membrane protein
Exons: 4
Coding region: 12-983 (323 amino acids)
Source: RefSeq, marked reviewed